UUCAAAUUUUAAGAACAGCUGUAAGCUUUCAUUGCUGAUCUCAUGAUAAUGCUAGUUCCCUGGCUGCUAUGCUGACCCCUCGUGUUCAGUAUUGAGAAGUUGUGAUUUUAAUCAGCUGCAAGCAUGUUUAAAGUGUUACUAAACUCAGGAGCCUGCAUUCACUAUAUCUGGUCGUUUCCCACAGUACACAGAACAUGGAAAUGCAAUUAUUUUAGUAAAUAUAAACUGCUAAAUAUCCUUUCUCAUCAGCAGUUAGAGCAGUCUUGUGACUUCUAUCAGUGUCCAGCCGAGCACCGGUUAAAGCUUGUA
This is a messenger RNA of Staurois parvus, 309 nucleotides long. NCBI's taxonomy places the organism in Eukaryota, Metazoa, Chordata, Amphibia, Anura, Ranidae. The record is from the annotation of a GenBank genome assembly.